Molecule: messenger RNA, 1164 nt
Organism: Prunus persica (peach)
Lineage: Eukaryota; Viridiplantae; Streptophyta; Magnoliopsida; Rosales; Rosaceae
Exons: 1
Coding region: 379-972 (197 amino acids)
Source: RefSeq, a predicted model, not a curated record
AUAAAAAAACAACCGGAAAUGUAGUAGCGUACCUUCCACUACAUUUUCUCAUUUUCUUUUUUCUACAUUUUUUGGCCCAACGCGGACUAUACCAACAAUGUCAACCGCACAUACAACUGGCUCUCUCUCUCUCUCAAAUAUUAUUUUUUUCUUUCUAUUUUCUUUAUUAUUUUAGAAUCUUCUAAUCCUAUUUCUAGUUCAGAUGAGAGACCUCUUCAUACAUUCCCUUAUAAAAUUCAACUCCCACAAUUCCUCGACUCAGUCAGUCCUCAAAAGGCUUUCAUCUCCUCAAACCAAAACUCAUCAUAGCAGAAACCCAUUCUCUCUCUCUCUCUCUCUCUCUCUCUCUCUCUCUCUCUCUCUCUCUCCCCUCAAGACAUGGGCAACUACGUUUCUUGCACCCUAUCAACCCAAAUAGCCAAGAACAGCAAAGCAGCCACCAAAGUCAUCGUCCCGACCGGCGAAAUCAAGCAAUUCUAUGUACCAAUGAAAGCUGCAGAGCUCAUGCUUGAGACCCCAAACUUCUUCCUGGUAAACACAAAGUCUCUCCAUAUUGGAAGAAGAUUUUCAGCUCUCAAUGCUGAUGAAGACUUGGAGAUUGGUGAAGUGUACGUCAUGUUCCCCAUGAAGAGGCUCAACUCUAUCGUGACGCCAGCCGACAUGGGCGCCUUGUUCCUCACCGCCAGCUCGGCAGCCAAGCGUCUUUCGGGCAGAAACAUGAGGGUGCAGCCGGCUGAGGAUCAGUCCGGGGAACUUGCUGAUGAUGAUGAUGAGGAGGAGGAGGAGGAUAAUAAAAGGAUGGAGAAUUGGCGGGAAAAUCUUGAACAUGAGGCCGCGAAGCCGAAGUUGAAUUUGGAUGAUAUUGAAGAUUUCUCGGCGCCUGAGUUCAUGCACAGGGUGUCUAUGUGUAGGUCAAAGAAGCCAUUGUUGGAGACUAUAGCAGAAGAGCCUGUUUCUGUUUGUUCCAGGUGAUCAUGGCACAGAAGGGUUAUUUAUGUAAUUUUGACUAAGCUGAUCUCUUUUAUAAAUUUUAGCAAAGGGAGGAGAUAUAUAUUAAUAUUGUAGAAAAGUGGCGUGUGUAUUACAAAACUUAUUACAGGCAGGAAGUUUCAGUUGUUUUUCAACGUGGAUUAAUUACAUUUGCACCCUUUUCUUUUUCCUUCU